Molecule: messenger RNA, 1690 nt
Organism: Blastomyces gilchristii SLH14081
Lineage: Eukaryota; Fungi; Ascomycota; Eurotiomycetes; Onygenales; Ajellomycetaceae
Product: triacylglycerol lipase
Exons: 2
Coding region: 26-1504 (492 amino acids)
Biological process (GO): lipid metabolic process
Source: RefSeq, a predicted model, not a curated record
AUUUACUACUUCCACCCCUAACACAAUGAGGUCAUGGCUUAUCUUCAUCCUCUCCGCGUUUCUCUACAGCACCUCCACUUCAGCUCUGCCUAGUCAUCGUCCUGACUAUAAUGACGACACUUCACGGAGCUCUCAGAAGGCCCGCACGGUGUCGAAAGAAUUAUUCUCCUCGCUCGAGGAGCUCUCCCGUAUUGUUGAUAUAACAUAUUGCGUUGGGACGACGGGCGUGUACAAACCGUUCACUUGCGCGGGACGGUGUCAUGAAUUCGAAGGAUUUGAACUAGUUACGACCUGGAACACGGGCCCGUUUCUCUCCGACUCGUGCGGCUUCGUUGUCCUCUCCCACCCACCAUGGCCCAAACGCAUCAUCAUCGGAUUCCGCGGCACCUACUCGAUUGCAAACACUAUCGUGGACCUCUCUGCUAUCCCCCAGAUCUACACCCCAUACCCGGCUAAUAACCCCACAGAUCCUCACCAGCCUCGCUGUAAUAACUGCACCGUCCAUGCCGGAUUCAUGGAGUCAUGGAAGAGCGCUAGACGCACAUUGCUAGACCCUCUGAAACGAACGAUGGUGAAAUAUCCAGAUUACCAACUUGUUCUGGUGGGACACUCGUUGGGGGGGGCGGUUGCUGCCCUUGCCGGUCUCGAGUUUCAGGUUCGGGGUUGGCAGCCGCAGGUGACGACGUUUGGGGAGCCGAGAGUGGGAAACCAAGGGCUGGUAGAAUAUAUUGAUGCGGUAUUCCAUCUGAAAAAUUCGUCGUUAUCGUCAUCGGGUUACGACCGCGCAACAAACGGCGACAUUAAGCGGAAUACGAAGAAUUACCACAACAAGACCUCCUCCUACCACCGCGUCACGCACGUCAAUGACCCAGUCCCCCUGUUGCCCCUUUCUGAGUGGGGUUACCGACCUCACGCGGGCGAGAUAUAUAUAUUAAAGCCAGAUUUACCUCCUGACAUCUCCGACCUGCAGCAUUGCAUCGGCGACGCGGAUCCAGAAUGCAUCGCUGGAUCUGAAGCGGCUGGCAAAAGCUACUUACUCGCCUUAACCCUGUCAUCAUCCUCGGCAUCUUCGGCCGGGCGCAUUGGGGCUUACGACUAUGCUUACAUAGAAGAAGACAACGAUGUGACUAUGGACACCGCUGUAUCUAUUAGCCAGCAACGUCAGCAUCAUCAGCAACCAUUGUUGCCGUCCGGGCCGAACCCGAUCGGGGAUCGGAUGCUGGUCAGAGUGCAAAGCGAUGGUAAUGACGUCAAGCGAGAUUUGACACAAUGGAACCUUAUUCCUCACCGCUAUCGGUUGUGGGAACUGCUGUUUGCACACCGCGAUUACUUUUGGCGGUUGGGGGUCUGUUUGCCAUCGCCCAAUUGGAGUGGGAAGCGUCCCGGUGACCAUGGUGGUUGGAAAUUGCCGUGGAAGUGGAAGUGGAAGUGGAAGUGGAAGUGGCCGUGGAAGAGUUGGCGGGGAGAGAGCCGGUGUGAUGGUGCUGCAAGUGGGUUGAGUUAACCUGUAGUGAUUGAUAAUUUUGAUCCGGGAUUUUUCGGGAUUUUUCGGAUUUGGGGAAUUUUCUUCAUCUGUAGCUUCCUUUUUGCCUUUUUUCCUUUUUUCCUUUCGUUUCCUUUCCUAUUCUUGGUUUUGCGGGUUCCUUUUCUCUUUUUUAUUCUAUACCCAUGUGCAACGUACGUUGGUGCC